AGUUCUGUUAUAUUUAGAAUAAAAAUGGCGUUUACCUUUGCUGCGUUCUCCUACAUUAUUGCGCUAAUCGUUGACGCAUUCCUCAUAUUCUUCGCCAUUUUCCACAUAAUUGCUUUUGACGAAUUGAAGACAGAUUACAAGAAUCCAAUCGACCAGUGCGCUAGUCUGAACCCUCUUGUUCUGCCCGAGUAUAUUCUACAUCUGGUGUUCAACGUUCUCUUCGUGUUUGCCGGGGAGUGGUUCUCCCUUGCCAUCAACCUACCCCUCGUAGCCUACCAUAUUCACAGGUAUAUGCACCGUCCUGUGAUGAGUGGGCCUGGGCUCUACGACCCAACCUCUAUCAUGAACAUGGAUACACUCAACAAGUGUCAGAGAGAAGGAUGGAUCAAACUCGCCUUCUACCUCCUCGCAUUCUUCUACUAUCUAUACGGGAUGAUCUACUCCUUAAUCUCAAACAACUAGACGUACUUCGAUCUCCAGGAGAACCUGGACCUCCAAGACCUAUACUCAGACCCAUCCAUCUUCCCCUCACAAAUAGUCUCUACUCUCAAGCCUCAUCCGUGUUACAUAUUUAAAAAAAAAAUAUUUUAUCCAUUUUAAUUAUUUUAUUUCAAACCCCGUAAAGUAAUUUGAAUUUACUUUGAAUGCCACUUUCGAAAAAUUAUUUUUAAAAAUUAUCAAAAUUUCGACAAGAAAUUCCUUCAGUGGUUUUGAAGAAUUGAUUUUCUACAUGUCCUUGUUUGAGUCCUAGUAGCGUUUAUUUAUUUUAGGCAUUAAAAUAAUCCAGAAGAUGUUUUCCAUCUGCGGUUUUAUAUAGAGAUAUUAUUCUGAUAUUAAUUUUAAAUUUUUCCAUUUAGUUAACUAAUUUAUACUUUAAACAGUACACUGUACUUUGUAGCCAGCACAGUUUUGAUGUGAAUGUACAUUGUAAUGUGCAUGAAUAUGUAGUUUCUAUGUAUAUUGUACAGUACACUGUACUUUGUAGCCAGCACAGUUUUGAUGUAAUAGUAUGUUGUAAUGUGCAUGAAUAUGUAGUAUCUAUGUACAUUGUACAGUACACGGUUGGAGUUAUGUAAAUCACAAUGCAUUGUUCAAUGAAAUGUACCAAGCCAUUUUUCCAGUUUGUAGUUGUACUUUGUAUUUUCCAGAUUUUAGUAUUUAUGUACCGCACUGCACGUUUAUAAAUGAUUUUUGAUUUA
Eurytemora carolleeae is the source of this 1199-nucleotide messenger RNA. RefSeq names its product protein cornichon (gene cni). The coding region runs from base 25 to 462 and encodes 145 amino acids. Lineage: Eukaryota; Metazoa; Arthropoda; Copepoda; Calanoida; Temoridae. Gene Ontology annotation, biological process: endoplasmic reticulum to Golgi vesicle-mediated transport. The record is from RefSeq and is a predicted model, not a curated record. The transcript has 5 exons. Gene Ontology annotation, cellular component: endoplasmic reticulum membrane; COPII-coated ER to Golgi transport vesicle.